AUGACAGCUCAUUUUGGGUGGAAUUUGAGACAACUCUAUGUUAAGAAUGCAUUUCUGCAUGGAGUAUUGCAGGAAGAAGUGUACAUGUCACAACCUUCAGGUUUCAGUGAUCCUCAACACUCUGACUAUGUUUGCAAACUACACAAGUCACUAUAUGGUUUAAAACAAGCCCCUAGAGCCUGGAAUGAUAGGUUUACAAGUUUUUUGCCAUCACUUGAUUUCAAAACAACUCAUGCAUAUCCAUCUUUAUUUGUGAAACAAUUUGGCUCUUCUGUUGUAUUAUUGCUUUUCUAUGUGGAUGACAUUAUCAUCACUGGUAAUGCUCUAAGUUUGAUCAAUGAUGUGAUUGUUGCCUUGACAAAGGAGUUUGAUAUAAAAGAUUUAGGUCCUCUGCAUUUCUUUUUGGGAAUUCAGGUUAUUUCACAGAAUGAUGGUUUGGUUAUAUCACAGGAAAAGUAUGUUAAAGACCUCAUCACAAAGACUGAAAUGCUUGAUUCCAAGCCUUGUUCAACCCUUUGUCUGCCAUAUAAUCGAUUAGUUCUUGAUGAUGGGAAACCUUAUAACAAUCCAGCUCUUUAUAGAAGUGUGGUUGGUGCUUUGCAGUAUCUAACAUUUACUAGGUCAGAUAUAGCAUUUGCUGUGCAUCAAGUAUGUCAGUUCAUGCAAACUUCCAUGGAAUCUCACUUUAGUGCAGUCAAUAGGAUACUCAGAUAUCUAAAAGGUACUGUCCGUUUAGGUAUUAGGUAUGUUCAAGGAGGAUUAGAAGUUAAUUCAGACACUGUGAGAGCAUUUUCUGAUGCUGAUUGGGCUGGAGACCCUAAUGACAGAAGAUCUACUACUGGUUUUGUGAUAUUUUUGGGUUCAAAUCCGACCUCCUGGUUCUCUAAGAAGCAACAAAUAGUAUCCAAGUCGUCAACUGAGGCUGAGUAUCGAGCACUUGCUGCUACUGCAGCUGAACUGGAUUGGAUUAAGCAAUUAUUAACCUUUGUGCAUCUUGAUAUCCCUAGUUCACCAUUUUUGUAUUGUGACAAUAUGUUAGCAAUUGCAUUAAUAUCAAAUCUAGUUCUACAUCAACGCACAAAGCAUAUUGAAGUUGACAUUCAUUUUGUUUGCGAACGAGUUGCAAAGAAGCAGUUGCAUGUUUAG
Messenger RNA from Malus domestica (apple), 1146 nucleotides. RefSeq lists its product as uncharacterized. Lineage: Eukaryota; Viridiplantae; Streptophyta; Magnoliopsida; Rosales; Rosaceae. The record is from RefSeq and is a predicted model, not a curated record.